ACAAUAAUGAAUGGAAACACGUCGUAGCCAAGAAAGUUGAGCAGCAACUCAAAGUAACAGUUGGGUCGGCAUUUGAAAGUUUUUAGUCGCGAGGGGGAAUCUGUUUGAAGUAAUGGAGUGGCCAGGCAAAUUAGAAAUUACUUUCUGGAAGAGAAAGCAGCUGCACUUUGAUUGUUACUUUUGAAAGUAAGUUUUUUUUUUAGGGGAAACUACAGUGGAGCACACUGUAAAGCUAAACUGCGUGAAUAAGUGUAAAUGGCAUUUUGGGACAGUGAUUCAAGACUACUGCACUGUCAGCGGUUUAUCUCGGUUUGGAGAAGUGGAUUAUUUGGAUUAAUCCGUUAAUGAAAUUGUUGGAAUAUUUGGGAAAUCUUUGUUUUACUUGGAUUAUCAUCACUGGAAGAAGAAGCUGAAGGAUUCAAGUUGACCGAAGGAUACAGCACAUCUGGGGGAAAAUGGGUAAUAUAGAAAGUGUGGAUGGCCAGUCGGAGAUGAAGCAUCACAUCAUGCCUCUAAAGGUCCCCAUGCCUGACCCCACCGAGCUGGAGGAGAAAUUUGCCAUUGUUUUGAAUUCUAUGAACCUUCCUCCAGACAAAGUGCGGCUCCUCAGGCAGUAUGACAAUGAGAAGAAGUGGGACCUGAUCUGCGACCAGGAGAGAUUUCAGGUGAAGAAUCCGCCUCACACCUACAUCCAGAAGCUACGAGGAUACUUAGACCCUGGAGUCACACGAAAGAAGUUUCGCAGACGGGUACAGGAAUCUACAAAAGUCUUGAGGGAGCUGGAAAUCUCACUAAGGACGAACCACAUUGGGUGGGUCAGGGAGUUCCUCAAUGAUGAGAACAGAGGUCUUGACGUCCUGGUGGAGUACCUCUCCUUUGCCCAGUGUGCUGUCAUGUUGAAUUUUGAGGGGCUGGAGAAUGAGGAGGAAGGCUUCCUGGACAAGACUAAAUCUUGGAGCAGGUCUAUAGAGGAUCUGCACCACACCAGCACCCAACCCUUCUGCAACACACUGGUGCGCUCUGCCCGCCAGUCUGUCCUCCGCUAUGGCACGGUUUCCAACAGCAAAACCAUCAAGAACUCCCGCCUCGUGAGCCAGAAAGAUGAUGUGCAUGUGUGCAUCAUGUGCUUGAGAGCAAUCAUGAAUUAUCAGUAUGGCUUCAAUAUGGUCAUGUCUCACGCACACGCAGUCAAUGAAAUUGCUCUCAGCUUGAACAAUAAGAACUCACGGACAAAAGCCUUGGUCCUUGAGCUGCUGGCUGCCGUCUGUCUCGUCCGAGGAGGUCACGAGAUCAUCCUCUCAGCAUUUGACAACUUCAAAGAGGUGUGUAAGGAGAAGCAUCGCUUUGAGAGACUGAUGGAUUACUUCCGCUGCGAGGAGGGAAACAUCGACUACAUGGUUGCUUGCAUGCAGUUCAUCAACAUUGUGGUUCACUCGGUGGAGGACAUGAACUUCAGAGUCCAUCUGCAGUAUGAAUUCACCAAGCUGGGACUGGAUGAUUACCUGGAGAAAAGUAAACAUACGGAGAGUGACAAGCUGUCGGUGCAGAUCCAGGCCUACCUGGAUAAUGUGUUUGACGUGGGUGGCCUGCUGGAAGAUGCGGAGACCAAGAAUGCAGCUCUGGAGAAGGUGGACGAACUGGAGGAGCACCUGUCCCAUGUGACGGAGAAGCUGCUGGAGAUUGAGAAUGAAACAAUGAUGAAAGUAGCUGAUCUGGAGAAGGUGGUCAUUCAGAAAGAUAAGGACCUGCAUGCAAUACGGGAGACGUACGAGUCGACCAACACCCAGGUCACCACCCUGAGGAGGAUGAUCAAGGAGAAGGAUGCCGCCUCCCAGAGGCACGUUAACAUCGAGAGGAGGCUGCUCGAGCUCGAACAGCAAGGCACCAUCCGUUUGCACAAGAAGGCUGAUGGAGACAUUGCCAUUGAGACGUUGGGUGUGGGUGGUGGUGUUGGCAGUAUUGGCCUUGGGAUCCCUCUGGGUGACAUUAGGCAGCUGUCUUUGGGUUCAACAGCUGGGUUAACCGAACCAGGAGGACUCGACACGAGUUUACCACCUGCCAGUGAAGCCCCUCCACCUCCUCCUCCUCCUCCACCACCGCCUCCUCCUCUUCCCUCUGCUUCAGGGCACGGUGCACCAGUCCCACCACCGCCGCCUCCUCUCGCUCCACCCCUGCCAGGCGCUUCUCCAUCAGUUAUCCUGAGUGUGGGUCUCUCAGCUAUCAGAAUCAAGAAGCCCAUCAAGACCAAGUUCCGCCUGCCUGUGUUUAACUGGACAGCCUUGAAGCCCAAUCAGAUCAACGGCACGGUCUUCAACGAGAUCGAUGAUGAACGUGUGCUAGAGGAGCUGGAUCUGGAGAGGUUUGAGGAGCUGUUUAAGACCAGAUCCCAGGGUCCGAUUGUGGAUCUUUCUUGCACAAAGAGCAAAGUAGCCCAGAAGGCGCUGAACAAAGUCAGCCUUCUCGACGCCAAUCGCUCCAAGAACUUAGCCAUCACACUGCGAAAGGCUAACAAGGCCUCAGAAGAGAUCUGCAAAGCGAUAGAGAAGUUUGACCUCAAGGCCUUACCCGUCGACUUUGUGGAGUGCCUGAUGCGUUUCCUGCCCACGGAGAACGAAGUGAAGGUGAUGCGUCAGUACGAGCGUGAGCGGCGUCCACUGGACCAGCUAACGGAGGAAGAUCGCUUCAUGUUGUUAUUCAGCAAGAUUGAGAGGCUCACGCAGAGAAUGAACAUCAUCACCUUUGUUGGGAACUUUUCUGACAACAUUAGCAUGCUCACGCCACAGCUCAAUGCGGUCAUUGCUGCUUCUGGCUCAGUGAAAUCCGCACCAAAGUUGAAAAGAGUGCUCGAGAUCAUCUUAGCCUUGGGAAACUACAUGAACAGUAGCAAGCGAGGCUGCGUUUAUGGCUUCAAAUUACAAAGUCUUGAUCUGCUGCUGGACACUAAGUCUACAGACAGGAAGAUGACGCUGCUCCACUACAUAGCUCUCAUUUUGAAAGAGAAGUACCCUGAACUGGCCAACUUCAACAACGAACUGCACUUUGUGGAUAAAGCUGCAGCAGUAUCUCUGGAAAAUGUGCUGCUGGAUGUUCGAGAGCUGGGGAAAGGCAUGGAUCUGAUCCGGAGGGAGUGCAGCCUCCAUGACCAUUCGGUCCUGAAAGGCUUUGUCCAGGCCAGUGACGCACAGCUGGACAAGCUGCAGAAGGACGCCAAGACAGCAGAGGAAGCCUACAACAAUGUGGUUAACUACUUCGGAGAGAGUGCCAAGACGACUCCACCCUCGGUGUUCUUCCCUGUGUUUGUGCGCUUUAUCAAGGCCUACAAGGAUGCAGUGGAACAAAACGAACAGAGGAAAAAGCAGGAGGAAGCAAUGAGAGAAAAGUUACUGGCUCAGGAGGCUAAACAGCAAGACCCCAAGGUCCAGGCCCAUAAGAAGAGGCAGCAGCAGCAGGAGCUGAUCGCAGAGCUGCGCAAGCGGCAAGCCAAAGACCACCGGCCCGUGUACGAGGGCAAGGAUGGCACUAUUGAGGACAUCAUCACAGUACUGAAGAGCGUGCCCUUCACAGCCCGCACUGCUAAACGCGGCUCACGGUUCUUCUGUGAAGCCAACCUCUGUGACGACGCCAACUGCUAGCCCUUCCCCCCUAAUGCCAAGGUUGUCCAGAUCUCCGAAACCAGCCUUUCCUGCGAGCUGACGCGUUGGUCCGGAGCGGUUGGAAGAGACCCUAAAACCACUUAUUCAUCACUUAUACUCCCCUCCCCACUAUAACCUCCCUCCCUGUGUCCCGAUGGUCUAUCUCAAACCUGAGGCUGCAGAUCACAAAGACUGAAAGGAGGGACAGGACAGAGCUGGGUAAUUUAUUUAUUUAUGGAGGCCCUUUACAGCCACUUUAGGUGAGCAGGCAUCAUUACAGAAGCACAAUAGGUCACUCCUGUCUCACUGCAAACACAAGACUUUCCCUGCUCUGUGCCACGGAGGAAGACGACUACGAAACAGGUGAGUUGAAGACUGGCAGACCACAAAGCAGGAAGAACUUUGCUUUUACUAACAAGCGCCUGCCAACAUGUGGAUCUUAUUCCCCAAGACUUUUAAUGUCCUCAGAUUACGCAGUCGUAGCAGGAUUUAGAUUGAGUCAGCCAGGGGAAGACGCCAACUCUGCUGCUGCUCGGACGUUUGCCUUGAAGAGACUUGAAAAACCUUCCUCCAAAUAACAGAGAAGCUUCGAUGUUAUAAUGAGACAUUUCGGGGCCGUUUCCUAACUUUAAGCCAAGUCAACACAUUCAAUCAAGAUUUAAUUUAGUUUUCAAUCACAUGUGUCUAGGAGGAAACACCAUCCUGUCUACUGGUUCUUUUGGACAAGCUAGCCAAACCAAAAUGUCUCCAAUGUUUCAUGUUGCUUAAGAAGUGCCUUUUCUUUGUGUACACAGUGUUAUUUCUCAUGAAUCAGCCAUAAUUUGUUUAUUUUACAUCUGUCAUUUGUUAAAGAUUGUAUUUUUUAUUGCCUUGUUCUAUAACAUUAGUCUUAUAAUACUGACAACAAUUUGCAGACGUUGAAAUUUCCGGCUUUAAAGUCAAACAACAACUAGAAGGUGAGGGGAGAAUGAUUUUAAGAUUACUCUUUUAUUUAACUCUCUAGUACAUCCAUGUCUUUAAGCUCAUAACGAUUGACAUUUCUUUGUGCCUUUUCCAAGUUGUUCUUAAAAAAAAUGAAUGUUAUACGCCUUGACAACACUUUCUGUCACACUUUAAGUGACAUUUGGGAAGUGACACAUGUAUGAAGAAGAUUCCACAUGGACUGCUGAUCAAGGGCCCCGAUGACGUUAACCUGCUAUAGAUGUGGUGAUGGAUGAAGGAGGUUUCUAUUCCUAUGAGGUCUUAUGUUUUAAGCUUCUUUUGUUUAAUCUCCUCUGUUUUAAUAGAGAUGAGACGUUUCCUCGUAACAGCUGUUGAAACUUACAUGACAUUGUCACAAAGGGAACGAUAGAUCUUUACACUACUUACAUUUGGCUCAACAUUGUAUGAUACACUAUUCUCUAAAUGGACAUUUAUAUUAAUGUACAUUUAAAUCAAGAAAUUUACUUUUUAGAAGAUAUGAUCCGUGAUAUUUCUAUAUUGAUUGAAAGAUGACACUUCCUGAAUAAUAAAUAAGAUGAAUUAUGUAA
This is a messenger RNA of Cottoperca gobio, 5161 nucleotides long. It is a transcript of the gene fmnl3, whose product is annotated as formin-like 3. Bases 456 to 3632 code for a protein of 1058 amino acids. The record is from RefSeq and is a predicted model, not a curated record. The transcript has 26 exons. Gene Ontology annotation, cellular component: cytosol. Gene Ontology annotation, molecular function: actin filament binding; small GTPase binding. NCBI's taxonomy places the organism in Eukaryota, Metazoa, Chordata, Actinopteri, Perciformes, Bovichtidae. Gene Ontology annotation, biological process: regulation of cell shape; cell migration; cortical actin cytoskeleton organization.